Gasterosteus aculeatus aculeatus (three-spined stickleback) is the source of this 2061-nucleotide messenger RNA. RefSeq names its product EF-hand domain (C-terminal) containing 1 (gene efhc1). Gene Ontology annotation, biological process: mitotic spindle organization; cilium-dependent cell motility; mitotic cytokinesis. The record is from RefSeq and is a predicted model, not a curated record. Lineage: Eukaryota; Metazoa; Chordata; Actinopteri; Perciformes; Gasterosteidae. Gene Ontology annotation, molecular function: alpha-tubulin binding. Gene Ontology annotation, cellular component: mitotic spindle; axoneme.
GCUACGGGGCUUAACAACACUUCGCCAUCAACAGACGGUUUCUAAACGAAUAAAGCUCCGAGCAGCUGACAGAUCGGACUCCACAGUAAGUAGCUGCUCACAUCUGGUUUGCUCUUCAUUCUCUCUGGACGCCCCUCUGGUGCCGCCGCCUCCUCGCCUCCCCCCGGCCGAGGCGCACUUCUCCUCCACCGGGCCUCAUGUCUUGGAACCACGGACUGCCGUUUCUCCCGGGAUACACCUUCCUGGAUGUAACGAAGUCAGCCUUCCAUCGUCCCCAGACGCUGACGUACAGCAGAGGCUGUGCUCUGCCCACUCGCCCAACCGUCGGGAUCGGACAGGAUCCUCUUUUAUCUGAACAGCUGAUCCAGCAGGAGCUCAGUGAGUUGUCUUUUGAGACACCAGACGUUACUUAUGGCUCCUUUGACCGGGGCCUAGUCCAAGACUUCAUCCCAGCCCACGUGGCCCUUGACAAAAAGGUGCUGCGCUACUAUGCAUACUUCCAGGAAAAUAUCCUGUUCUCCCCGGAAGAGGAGUCGCACGUGCGUCCCGUGGUCAUCUACUACUACCUCGAGGAUGACAGCAUGUGCAUCAUUGAGCCCGUAGUGGAGAAUUCUGGAUUACCUCAGGGGAAACGGAUCAAACGGCAGCGGCUGCCCAAGAACGAACGUGGAGAGCACUACCAUUGGAAAGACCUCAAUAUCGGCGCGGACCUGGAGGCGUACGGGGUCACCUACCACAUCACGCAGUGCGACGCUUUUACCGAGGAAUUCCUGGAAAGCGAGGGCAUUGUUCUGAACGAGCCUGAACCGAUGCCUGUGGAUCCGCGCAGCGAGCGGCGCAAAACCCCCCGGCCUUCCUUCACUACUGCCGCAGGAGCCGACAAAAUGCACCAGUUUCUGACGAUGGAUCGUAAGGUGCUGCGUUUCUUUGCCCUGUGGGAGGACGCUGAUCCGAACGGGGAGACCACGCCCGUUACCAUCCAGUAUCACCUGGUGGACGACACGGUGGAGAUCAACGAGGUCUACGAACGCAACUGCGGCCGGUUUCCCUUCCCUGCCCUGAUGCACAGACUGAAGUUGCCCAAGAUAACCGAAGCGUCUGGGACCUUUCCCAGCUGCGUGCUGGAGGUUUCAGCAGCCGAGGUACAGGAGUACUACUCCCCCAAAGACUUCCGGGUGGGACAGCCGAUAACGCUGCUCGGCCGUCGCUUCCUACUUUAUGACUGUGACGGUUUCACUAAAGAGUAUUACCAGAAGAAUCACCCGGACCUGGAGAUGAAACCCUUCGAGGUGCCGAAGAAAAAGGACCCGCUUCGGGGGAGGAGGAAGGAGGCUCCGCCCUACAACGGUUUUGGGUCACCUGAGGACUCGCUUCAGAAUUGUUUUUCAUUAAUUCCUACGCCUCCCAAAAAGAACGUGUUAAAAAUGCUGGAAAACGAACACAAAGUUCUGUGCUACAGGGCCAGGCUGGACUCCCCGAACCCCGGCGAUGAGAAUCGACAUUUCAUUCUGUCCUACUUCCUGUCCGAUGACGUGAUAAGUAUUUUUGAAAAGCCCACUCGCGGGAUCAUUGGUGGAAAGUUCCUGAAAAAGAUGCGCAUCCCCAAGCCGGGUUCCACAGUGGACGAUCCGGAGUUCUACUCACCUGCAGACUUUGCAAUUGGAGCGACUGUGGAGGUUUUCGGCCACCGCUUUGUGUUGACUGAAGCCGACCACAACGUGCUCAAGUACCUGGAGUCCAACGCGAGCCGGAUCCCUCUUCAGACACUCGAUUCUCUGCGCCAGACGCUGGGCGUGGAGACGGCAAAUAGCCAGCUGACCACGAUGGUGAGAGUCGGGUCAGCCAAUUCAAAUCCUUUUGAGCGUUUCUAAAAUUCUACUCACGCAAACAUGACGUACGCCCUUCACAGGCUGAUGAUGUGGCAGCAGAGCCGUCUUCCUGAUGUCGAGGAAGGUUGCAUUGCUUUGAGAGUUCUCUCCCCAAUAGUACAGACCACAAGGAGGGAGGAAAGCCUUUGCUGACUGUUUCUGAACAUAAUAAAACGAUUUCCUGAUAAGCCGA